Molecule: messenger RNA, 2371 nt
Organism: Salvia hispanica
Lineage: Eukaryota; Viridiplantae; Streptophyta; Magnoliopsida; Lamiales; Lamiaceae
Product: cellulose synthase-like protein G3
Biological process (GO): cellulose biosynthetic process
Cellular component (GO): membrane
Molecular function (GO): cellulose synthase (UDP-forming) activity
Source: RefSeq, a predicted model, not a curated record
UUUAGUGUAAGAAAAAAAGCCAUAGUAAAAGUGAAGAGCCAGAGAAAAUGGAAAGUAGAAAAGCAGAGUGGUUCAAACCCUUCCCCCGCCGCAUCCCUAACCGGGUAUUCGCAACGGUAUAUUCCGCCGCCAUCUUGGCCCUAUUCUACCGGCAUGCAACCGCAACCACCCACCGCGGCUUCUUCAUAUCCGCGUGGAUGGUUGCUGCCGACAUAACCUUGGCUUUCAUGUGGCUAAAUUCACAGGCUUUCCGCAUCAACCCCGUUGCCUCACGGCUUCAUUCACACCCCUUGCCUGAAGACCUUAUCCCGCCCGCGCUCGACAUCUUCAUAUGCACUGCCGACGCCUCCAAGGAGCCUCCUCUCCGGGUCGCCGCCACCGCCCUGUCGGCCCUGGCCUACGAUUAUCCGCCGGAGAAGCUCUCGGUGUAUGUCUCCGACGAUGGAGCUUCGGAGCUGACUUUGUUUGCUUUGAUGGAAGCUGCCCGGUUCGGGAAGGUGUGGCUGCCGUUUUGCAAAGAGAAUCGGAUCAAGCUGCGCUGCCCACAAGCCUUUUUCGGGUCGGGUAGUGUUACCUUUGACUCUCAGACUUUGAAGAUUAAGGAGCUAUAUGAAGAUAUGAAAAGAAGAGUAGAAGAUAUACUUGAGAAAGGAUAUGUUGGAGAUGAAUACAGAACCAAAGCCUUUAGCAGAUGGGGAAAAGAUUUCACUUCCAUCGAUCAUCCUUCUGUUGUUGAGGUUCUUCUACAAAGUGGUGAAGACAUAGAUGUUGCAAGUUGUUCCAUGCCUAAUCUCAUCUACGUAUCUCGACAGAAGAGACGAACAUCAAACCAUCAUUUCAAAGCCGGAGCUCUCAAUGCUCUACUACGGGUCUCAGCAACAUUGACAAAUGCUCCAAUAAUCUUGACCUUGGACUGCGACAUGAUCUCCAACGAUCCAUCCACACCCCAAAACAUUCUGUGCUACUUCUUGGACAAAUCAGUUAAUCCCAACUUAGGAUAUGUUCAGUUUCCUGCCCGAUUUCAUGGGAUCAACAAAAGAGAUACUUAUGGUUCCGAGAUGAAGCGCAUGUAUCAAAUCAACCCUGAGGGAAUGAAUGGGCUUGCAGGCCCCGACUACUUUGGAACUGGCACAUUCUUCAACCGGAGAGCUUUCUAUGGUGGCCCAUCUUCCAUGAUCGGGCCGAUAGAUCCCGAUCAUCUUGUCAAGAACCACAUCAAUGAUCAAGCUAUUUUAGAGCUAGCUCAUGAUGUUACUACAUGUGAUUAUGAGAAGGACACCAAUUGGGGCUCCGAGGUAGGGUUUCGAUAUGGGUCAUUGGUGGAGGACUACUAUACCGGCUAUAUGCUACAUUGUGAGGGAUGGAAGUCUGUAUUUUGCAACCCUACAAGGCCGGCCUUUCUGGCUGAGAUGCCGAUUGCCCUAAACGAUGUCUUAGCUCAAACUAAACGAUGGAAUGUUGGCCUUCUUGAAGUGGCUCUUUCGAAGCAUAGCCCCUUGACAUUCGGAAGAAGAUAUAUAGGCUCAUUCAUGGCUCAUUGUUACUCUUACUAUGCCUUUGGACCCUUUUGGUCAGUUCCCAUCAUGUUCUACGCUUUCAUCCCUCAAAUAACCAUGCUCAACAACAUCUCCAUCUUCCCCAAGGCCUCAGAUCCAUGGUUUUUCUUGAAUAUUUUCCUAUUUCUUGGUGCUUAUGGACAAGACUUGAUAGAGUUCACUUCGGUUCGAAAAUGGUGGAAUGAUCAGAGAAUGUGGCUGGUGAGGGGGCUUUCUUCCGACCUUUUUGGAACAUUAGAAUAUAUAAGCAAUCUGUUGGACAUUGGUAGGAGAUCAUUCAAUGUGACAAACAAAGUAGAUGAUGAAGAGAUGAGGAAACGGUAUGAUGAGGGGAUGUUCGAAUUUGGGGUUUCGUCUCCCAUGUUUGUGCCGUUAUCAACGGCUGCUAUCAUAAAUCUAGUGGCGUUUUUGGGGGGAGUCUUACAAUUUCUCAAAGAUAGAGGUUUGGAGGAGAUAUUGGGGCAAAUGGUAGUGACGAGUAUGGGCGUCGCGAAUAGCUUGCCAAUUUAUAAAGCCAUGGUGUUGAGAAGUGAUGGUGGAAGAAUGCCUGCCAAGAUUACCAUCAUUUCACUUGUUCUUGCAUCGCUUCUGUUUAUUGUCAUUUCUUCCAUUGUCAACAUCUGAAAAAGUUUCUCUCUCUCUAUCUCUAGUUUGUAGUUUGUAAUAGUUGUACUAGAUAACUUUGAAGGAAUAAUAUUUACAUGAUGAUAGCUAUUAAGAAUCAAAGGAUGUUGUGUGGAUUCUAAGCCCAUCUUUGGAACGAUGGAAUGGAAAAAUAAAAUAAUAUGAUAUCUCCAUGUUGUCGCUUUAUUUCA